This is a messenger RNA of Pteronotus mesoamericanus, 619 nucleotides long. RefSeq names its product serine peptidase inhibitor Kazal type 8 (putative) (gene SPINK8). Lineage: Eukaryota; Metazoa; Chordata; Mammalia; Chiroptera; Mormoopidae. Gene Ontology annotation, molecular function: protein binding. The record is from RefSeq and is a predicted model, not a curated record. The transcript has 6 exons. The coding region runs from base 149 to 439 and encodes 96 amino acids.
GCAGCCGGGCCUUGGAAAGACACUACGCCCUGCCCCUGUCCCCUACACACAGUGUCAUUUCAUUACCAACAAGCCGAAAAUAAAAAAAUAUCUUGUCCAGCCAGUUACUCAGAAAACCUGUAGGAGUCACAGCAGCUCUUCUGCCACCAUGAAGGGGACCUUCUUGAACACUGUCCUUGUCCUGGCGGUCUCCGCGUGGGCUGCCUUUGCAGCUGACUUCCCUCUCCCUGCAGGCGAAGGGGCGAGCCUCAAAGAGACGAAGGUUAAAUGCACCAACAAUAUAAAUCACUGCUGGUUCGUCUCCUACAUCAAGCCAAGCGAACCCAUCUGUGGCAGUGACCAUGUCACCUACAACAGCGAAUGCCAUCUCUGCUUUGCAGUUCUAUAUGAAAGGCUUAAAAUAACUAAACUGCAUGAUGGACCAUGUGAGAACUCCUGAACGUGCCAUGGAGAAUUACAGAGCCUGCUGAAUCCCCAGAUGAUCAUGUAAAAUGUAGUGGUUGCUUCUUAAAGUGUAUGCCCUUUAGAGGAGAAUACCCUGGAGGAAACUAACAGUAGGAUCACACUCAUUGAUUAGCUUCUUCAGUAAAUGAUUCUCAGCAGAAAAUCUGGCUGGCAA